CAUUUAUGUUAUGCGUUAUGCAAAAGUGUGUGCGGGGGCCUUUAAAAUUUAUGACGUGUUUAACGUUAGCAAAGUUAGGUUAGGUUAUCACGUUGGAAGUCAUGGCGCUUAUUUCUACAAGAGCAAUUUUUAGCCCCGUAUUGAGGCAAACUCUGAGGCAGAUUAUCUUUGCGAAGCAAUUGCCGAAAUGUCAGCGUCGCCAAUUGAACAGUCGACUGUUUCUUCCAACUGUUACGAGCCAGAGAUUCUAUGCAGAGAAGAAGAUAUUCAACCGUGAUAAACCACAUUGCAAUGUAGGCACUAUUGGUCAUGUAGAUCAUGGCAAAACCACUUUAACAGCAGCUAUUACCAAAGUAUUGUCUGAGAAGCAGUUAGCAAAAGCUAAAGGAUAUAAUGAGAUUGACAAUGCUCCUGAGGAGAAGGCUCGCGGUAUUACCAUUAACGUUGCACACAUCGAAUAUCAAACAGAAGAUCGUCAUUAUGGACACACAGAUUGUCCAGGUCAUGCCGAUUAUAUCAAAAACAUGAUCACAGGAACCGCUCAGAUGGAUGGCGCUAUAUUGGUCGUCGCUGCUACGGACGGCACAAUGCCACAAACUAGAGAGCAUUUGCUUCUUGCUAAACAGAUUGGUAUCAAGCACAUUGUUGUAUUUAUUAAUAAGAUUGAUGCUGCUGAUGAAGAAAUGGUAGAGUUAGUAGAAAUGGAAGUACGAGAGUUAUUUUCAGAAAUGGGUUAUGACGGCGAUAAUAUUCCGAUAGCGAAAGGUAGUGCACUCUGCGCGCUCGAAGGAAAGAAGCCUGAAAUAGGUGCACAGGCUAUCUUACACCUGUUGGAACUGGUAGAUAAACAUAUUCCGACUCCAAUAAGAGAACUGGAUAAACCUUUCUUACUUCCGGUAGAAAACGUAUAUUCUAUUCCUGGCAGAGGUACCGUGGUCACUGGUAGAUUAGAGCGCGGAAAAAUAAAAAAGGGAACGGACUGCGAGUUUAUCGGUUACAAUAAAGUUUUUAAAAGCGUGAUCACAGGUAUAGAAAUGUUCCAUCAAAUAUUGGAGGAAGCACACGCCGGAGAUCAACUUGGUGCUCUAGUGAAAGGUUUAAAGAGAGAUGAAAUAAGGAGAGGUAUGAUAAUGUGCAAACCCGGUUCUAUGAAGGCAUAUGAUCAUAUAGAAGCACAAGUGUACAUGUUGAGUAAGGAAGAAGGUGGCAGAAAAAAACCGAUUGCGAAUAUGAUACAACUACAGAUGUUUUGUAGAACAUGGGACGUUGCAGCCCAGUGUACGAUAGUGGGGAAGGACUUGGCUAUGCCAGGAGAAGAUAGCACAUUAAUAUUAAAAUUGAUAAGACCAAUGGUAUUGGAGAAAGGACAGCGUUUUACGUUACGAGAUGGAAUGGUAACUCUAGGAACUGGCGUUAUCACUAAUACCUUGAAAAAACUUACGGACCUUGAGCGACAAGAACUUCUCGAGGGCAGGAAAGGGCAACAGAAAAAGGAAAAAAAAGCACAAAAAAAUUAGUUGAGUCGAUAAGUAUUUGUUACAGAAUAAAACAGAAUUGUGCUAUAUAAUAAAAAAAAAAGUAAUCCAGAGUCAGAUCCUAAUCGAAACUUUCAAAUGAGUGUCUAACCAAAAUAUCCGACAUUUCAUUGAAUCGAUAGAUUUGGUAGUUGCUUAAGAUAAGAUACCAGUGUAGAUUAUAUAAUAAUAGAGAUUAUAUAAUUUCAUAAUUGUUUAAAGAAAUGUUUGUCGCUACAUUACAAAUUUUAUAAUUUUAUUCCUUAACAAAGACCAAAUGUGGCUUAAUUUGAAGAUUGA
Messenger RNA from Monomorium pharaonis (pharaoh ant), 1814 nucleotides. RefSeq names its product elongation factor Tu, mitochondrial (gene mEFTu1). Bases 102 to 1517 code for a protein of 471 amino acids. NCBI's taxonomy places the organism in Eukaryota, Metazoa, Arthropoda, Insecta, Hymenoptera, Formicidae. Gene Ontology annotation, biological process: mitochondrial translational elongation. Gene Ontology annotation, cellular component: mitochondrion. The record is from RefSeq and is a predicted model, not a curated record. Gene Ontology annotation, molecular function: translation elongation factor activity; GTPase activity; GTP binding. The transcript is spliced from 6 exons.